Molecule: messenger RNA, 6618 nt
Organism: Adineta ricciae
Lineage: Eukaryota; Metazoa; Rotifera; Eurotatoria; Adinetida; Adinetidae
Source: the annotation of a GenBank genome assembly
AUGCAUCGAUAUCGACAUUUUGAUGAUGUAAUCGACACAAACACUUCGCAUACCGCUGCCAUUUUACCAGACAUCGAUGUUGAUGAACCAUUUCAAGUGCAAUUUACUCCGCAAUUGGACAGUUAUCCUUCGAACUUUCAGAAAUUCAAAUAUCACUUUUCACGACGCACUCGCCUUGAGCGUUCUCUUAUUUUUCUGAUUCUUAUUUUGCUCAGCGUUUUAUUUAUUGUAAUUCUCAUAUCUCUCUUUCAUUCGAAACCUCAACCGAAAUCCGACGAGACAGUAUGCUUGACUCCAUCGUGUGUUCAAGUAUCGUAUAUUUUAUCAUCGAGCAUGAAUCAAUCCGUUGAUCCAUGCGAAGAUUUCCAUCAGUUCGCAUGUGGUAACUGGAUUCGACAGAAUCUCAUACCGAAAGGUCAUUCAUCAUGGUCAACAACGCACGAAUUAAUGCAAAAGAAUAUGAUUCUAUCGAAAAAUAUUCUUGAACAAUCGUCGAUUUCAUCGCUGAAUACCGCUCAACAAGAAAGCAUCAAAUUCUAUCGAUCGUGUAUGAACAUCACUGAAAUCGAACGAUUAAAUUUGCAACCAGUCGAAAAUUUUUUCGAGAAAAACUUAACGUUCAGUCUGAAGCAGUGGAUCGAUAUCAAUAAAACUCAAACUUGGCAGCAAUUAUUUGUCUCUUUAACAAAUAUUCUUUCGGCAACCUACGGUUUCUUCGAUGUUUUACCGAUCAAAAUCAGCUCCGACGAGAAAAAUUCCACCUGGAAUAACAUCCAUAUUGAUCAACCAAAGCUUGGAUUGGUUAGUCGGGAUUAUUAUGUCGAUUCACCAAGUGAUAGUCAAUCAAACGCACGAAAUCAAAAGAUUCGAGAAACUUACGGCAAAGUAGCUUCAGAUAUUUUGCAAUUAUUUGGCUUUGAAAAGAACGACUCAAUCAAACGUGUGAACGAUAUCAUUCAAUUCGAAACUGAACUAGCCGCAGUCAGCUUGCCUAUGGAAAUUCUUCAGAAACCUAAUGAAACAUAUCAUUUAAUGACAGUCAAACAACUUCAAGACCAAUAUAAAUCUAUCGGCUGGAAUAUAAAGUCUUAUCUGAAUGAUAUGUUCAAUCUGAACGCAUCGAACCCGAUUAAACUUGAUGAUGACGAUCAAGUUAUUGUUUUAUCAUAUGAUCUCAUGUCCAAUGUUUCGCAAAUUGUUACGAAAUAUCUAUCGACGCCAAAUAAGAGUCAUGUUGUUAUCGAUUUCAUCUUAUUUUCGUUAAUCGGAGAUAUGACUUCACAUCUACCGUUGAUUUUUGAACAAACUGUAUUACCAUUGAAGAAAGUGCUACUUGGAACUGAUUCCAAUCCUGAUCGUUGGGAAACCUGUGUGAGAAAAACAGACAAAGCGCUUGGUUUCGGACUUGGCGCUUUAUAUGUCAAUACUGCGUUUGGUGAACGUGAUCGGUUGAAAGCGAAUGAGCUAAUAAAAAAUAUUCGUGAAAUCUUCGGAGAAAAUCUCAAUAAACUUCAGUGGAUUGAUGAACAGUCGAAAAGUGAAGCAAGGAAAAAACUCGAUAAAAUCUAUGAAAAGAUUGGUUAUCCCGAUUUUAUCAAAAAUGACACCAAACUAAAUGAACGUUAUGCUGAUUAUUCGAUGUCUGAAAGUGAAUUUUUCAGCAAUGAACUCAAAGUUCGCAGUCGAGAACGUCGAUGGUCAUUAUUACAGUAUCGACAGAAAGUUGAUCGCACUGAAUGGGAUAUGACACCAGAAACAGUGAAUGCUUAUUACAAUCCUUCCGAGAACGAAAUCGUCUUUCCAGCGGGAAUUUUGCAGCCACCGUUUUUUCAUAAAGACUUCCCGAUUGCGAUCAACUAUGGUGGGAUUGGAUCUGUAAUCGGACACGAAAUAACACAUGGUUUCGACAAUCAAGGUCGAGAAUUUGAUGCCGAUGGAAUGAUGCGUUCGUGGUGGACGAAAUUCUCAGCGGAUAAUUUUCAAGAAAAAACCAAAUGUUUCGUCGAUCAAUAUGGACGUUUCUCAUUAGACGGACAAAAUGAAAAUGGUCAAAGAACAUUAGGUGAAAAUAUCGCUGAUAAUGGUGGGAUCAAAAUCUCAUACUUAGCUUACCAAAAGUUGAAAGGACAUCUGACACAAUCGGAUCAUAAUCUUCGCCUUCCCGGCUUGGAUUAUACCAAUGAUCAGUUGUUUUUCCUUGCGUUUGCACACACUUGGUGUAAUAUAGAGACGACGAAUGCAAUGCAUUUUGAUUUAACAAACGAUCCGCAUUCCCCUGCUCGAUUUCGAAUCAAAGGUACCUUACAAAACAGUGAUGAAUUUGCCAAAGCAUUUGAUUGUAAAUCGAAAACAAUGAUGAAUCCAAGCAGUAAAUGUCAACUAUGCGGUAGUCGACAAGAAUUUAUAGAUUUACUUUGUCGGAUAACAAAAUCAAAUGAUGAAACGUCGGCAACAACAGAUGCAGGUAUUGCUGCCAUGGCUGACACCAGUGUUGAUAUUCCGACGAAUGAGCCAGAAGUGACAGUCAUUGACGAUACAACAGCAGCCGAAGAUGGUGAAAUUAUCACAUUAGACGAUGAUGAUGACGACGGUGAAAUACUUCCUAAUAAGAAGGAAGUCGAAGACGGAGAAAUCACUGAAUCAGAAGAAUCUGAUAAUGAUGAUCUUGAGGUGCUGAAUCUACGUCUAAAUGCUUUACGAUCAUUGCCAGGUGCCAAAGAGGCACGACGACAAAAGCCUAAAAAAUCCAGGCUGCGUCGCAAACAAUACAGUGACAGCAAUCGAUAUGUUACCGAUGAUAUCGAUCUGCGUUCGCCAAACAAAUCUCGCUCUUUCCGUCAUAUAAGUCAAUCGUCGAAUCAUGACGAUCGAGAAUAUCUACUCGAUAAAGACUAUCGACAUCCAAGUGUCUUCGACAUGCUUGUGUCUCUUAUCUCUCCUGACAAUAAUAAUAUCAACAGUAAUACUAGAAGAUUUCAUGAUAACUACGACAUUCAACAAAUGGAUAUCGAUGAUCAACCUAUGCCAGCCCCUCUUCCAUCAGGACCACCCCCACCAUUGCCACUAAAUCACAUGCCAUUCUUCGAUCCAUUGCCACCACUUCCACCGCCUCCACCGAUGCCUGUAUUUGAUAUGUUCGCAACAAAUCAAACAAUUCCUUCGACAAAUUGGCCACGACCUAAUUUUGUUCAACAACUUCCACCUCCAGUACCUAUUCCCACAGAAUUAUGGCAACAAGCAUUUCAUAAUCCUACUGAUACAGAUCUGCGUGUACCACCAACUAUGAAUCAUCUGAUUCAUCAACAGCUUCCAGUGCCGCAGAUCGUCGACCGCAUACCGCAUAAAAAAGCAUCACCGCUACAACAAAGACGAAAGCGUACGAAGAAACCAUCAAAGAAACAUCGUCAUCGUCAUGAACCGGAACUGCAAUCGUCUGUCGCUAUUCCUAUUACUGUCAUUGAUAUAGAUAAAGAGCGUGAACUCUCACCAUCAAUUGUUAAUCAUGUCAACGAAAAUGAUGAAGAAGCCGAAGAUGACCUCGAGGAACGUUUAUUGCGCGAACAACUUCUGCGUACACUAUCAAGCAAACGCAAAGUUCUGAUCGUCCAACAACCAACGCCUCAGCCAGAACGUAUUGUGACCAUCGAACCAAUCACGUCUCCAUCUCCACCACCAGUACCACAACAAACUGUGAUUCAGCCUACUCCAAUCGUGGUAAACAAGCCAAUAGAAGUGAAAUCUACAUCGCAAUACACUAUCGAUCAGCGCUAUAAACGUGUCAAAGCUAAUAUAUCAUUGACAAAUGUUACUAAUAAAACGGAAACAACAACGACAGUUGUUCGAACGACGACUCAGCCAGUUUUUCAAACACGGAAUAAAAUCGUUCGUGCUCCGGAAGCUGAUCUGGCUGACUUUCCUCAGUCGAAUCCGAUCAUAAUUACAUUCGAUGAACAGACCACAGAUGAUGAAGAGCAACAACCACAACUAAUAGUGAGCAAACCAACUGAAUCAACCUAUGCUGUUGCCGAUGAAGAACGGCAAGCUAUCAAACGCUUGCAGCAAGAACAAGAAGAAGUACUUCGACGGUCUAAUAACAGUGAAUCAUCAAUGAAAUUAGCACAGCCUAAAGUUCAAACACCAUCGAUAGAAAUCGCCCAAGAAGCAAUACCAUCAACGGAUGAAUUGAGUGCUUUGCUUGAAAAGCGUCGAAUGUUACUCAACGAACGAUCGAAAUACCAGGAGAUUCAAGAGAAAAUGAAGAAGAAAAAGUUGGAAAACGGCCUUUUUGCACGUGAUAUCGAACGGCUCGAAGAACAGCUAACUGCUAAGAAAGCAAAAAUCAAUAAGAAUAACCUAUUUUUACAGUAUUGGGAAAAACAGGCUCUAGCUAUCGCUCAGAACAUCAGACAACAGGAAGAUUUAAUUCUGCAAUCUGCUGUAUUCAAAUCUACUCAACCACCUUCCUCGUCAAGCAUUAAACCUCGAACGUCAAUCGAAUUUGAUUGUGCGAAAAUUUCCAGCGUCUUCGAUGAGAAUAUUACGCAACUGUUACUCUCAUUACUUAUUUGCCCUUUGAAUCUUUAUCGAAAACUUCGUUCAUAUCACAGCUGGCUGAAUAGAAUAUCGAAAAGACUUCCAACGUCGCCUGUAGCCGAUAAUUCCUGUUUAUUGCUACGCACACGUUCUUUUCCUACUAAAGAUAAUGAACAGUACUGGAAAACCUGUCUACAAUCCUAUUUUAUCGAUAUCAAUCAGAUUAUGUGUCCUUAUGAACUACAAGGUUCUUGUAAAGCUCAAAGUUGUAUUUAUCAACAUCAACAUCAAAUAUCUAGUAGAAUCGAACAAUUUCUCUCUUCGAAACAAUUCGAUGAGAAAAAUAAACAAAAGCUUCUCAAUCAAAUGACAAAUCUAUGUUCAUUACAAUCAUUUGAUAUCGAUUUUUCUUUGUUUGAGAAGAAAAUCAACGAACGACAAUAUCAACGUUGUCGAACGAAACUUGAUCGAUACCUGGCUAUUUAUCACGAAGAUUUUCGAUACUUCCGCGACCAAACGAACAAUGGCAAUCAAUCCAUCAUUCAUCCAAUUCUACUCAGCGUUUCCAAUCAACUAGAUUCUGAUGAUUUUUCUGUGGAACGCGCUGUCGCAGAUCUCGUUGAAGGUCUCGAAUCUCAACGAACUAACGCUCAAUUAUGGUGCCUCUAUUUGGAAUUCUCUAGUUGGCAUAUGUCAUCCACUGAACUAGAACAUUUGUGUUUAGCUGCUCUGAAGAAUGCUCAAAGUUAUGAUUUAUUCUGGACGAUCUUUUAUUUAUGUACAAACAACUUAGAAGAGCUGAUUUCUCUUUAUUUCACUUAUGUACAAUCGGAUGAAUUUGAUUUUCAUAGUCGAUCUUAUGCUCUGUGUGAACUAGCAAUGUUUCACACGAGUUUAACAUCAAAUAACGACCAAGCCUAUCACCGUAUCAAGGAUUAUCUAUCGAAUUCUUCGUUGGAAAGUGAACACCGGAUCUAUCUUGUCUUGGUUGUCUUGUAUAUAUUUGCAUUCGGGUCGUUUCCCCGAACACUCUAUCAACAAAUGGACGAAAAUCGAUUCGAAAGGCCGACAUAUAUCGAGCCGUUUAUUUGUCCUUGGAAUGCUCUAUCAAGUUAUACACGUUCACAGAGUGAAAUCGACCAGCUCUUUGAUGAUUUCAUGAAUCCACUCGAACUCUCGGAGAGUAAUUCCGCAUUAUAUAUCAACAGAAUUCAUUAUUUAAAUGCAACGAAAAGAUUCGAUCAAUCGAAAUUGUACAUUGAAACAUUACUUGAAGCCUUUCCAUGUUCAAUUGAACUUUGGAUUGAACUUUUAAUUCAUCCCGGAGUGUCUCAACGGAUACCUGAAAUUCUCGAACGCGCAAGAAAAACAACGGGAGUUUAUUUCGAGUUCAUUUAUUCACUGUCUUCAACGAUGAAUGUUCAACAGCUGUUAACCAAUGGUUCCAUUCCAGCGAAAACGCAUCGCGAAAAAUUCUUUUCUGAGCUUUGCCACUUGUUAGAUACAAACACAGAGCUAAAAGAGAAGACAAUCGAACAGAAUCUUUUGCGCUACACUGGUGAAUUGCACGAUAUCUUCAUUCUUCAUAUAUUUCUUCAUUCAUCUGAUUUAUCGGCCGAUGCGCCACAGCGGCUGAUUGUCAAAGUUUUGAAUUAUUUACUAGCAUACGAUGAACAGCAGCGAAUCUUGAUACUCUAUUCAUUUUUCCGACUGAUCGAAGUUGGUCGCGUUUUGGAUAUAGUCAUCGAUUGUUUUCUCUCGCUAAACUUCGAUCGAUACGAAUGGAUUCUGAAAUCAUUUACUUACCGUCUCUUGGAAAGUUUGAAAUCAAAAGAACGAAACGAUCUUAUAUGGAUUCGUUUGGAUGCAUUUAUUAAACCGUUGAUAAACAAUAGUCACUGUCAGGAGAUUUAUGUCACCAUUCUUCAACGGCUGAUUAUUUCGACGGAAGACAAGACUAAGAUUGUACGCUUAUGUCGUCUCUUCGAAAAACAAUUUCCCAAUUGCGGUCUCAUAUCUCAACAGCUACGACAAAUCAUUUUCAAUUCGGUCAAUACUGACAAUGGCACGGCGAUCACUUCAUAG